Temnothorax curvispinosus is the source of this 1044-nucleotide messenger RNA. Its product is annotated as dimethylaniline monooxygenase [N-oxide-forming] 2-like. Gene Ontology annotation, molecular function: flavin adenine dinucleotide binding; NADP binding; N,N-dimethylaniline monooxygenase activity. The transcript is spliced from 6 exons. NCBI's taxonomy places the organism in Eukaryota, Metazoa, Arthropoda, Insecta, Hymenoptera, Formicidae. The annotation marks the transcript as partial. The record is from RefSeq and is a predicted model, not a curated record.
AAAUGUGCAUUGCGUAAUCGACGAACCAUCCAGUGGAACCAGAGAUGUCAAACGAAAAUCAUCGUUAUAUUUUUCGAUAUAACAGCGUAACAUCUUGAAACAGUUAAAGAGAUGGCGAAUCAAGAAGGAAAAAUCAAGGUAUGCGUGAUCGGUGCUGGCGCGGCCGGUUUAUGUGCAGUCAGACAUUUGGCGGCAAAUACGACAUUCGAAGUAACUGCUUACGAGCAGACAAACGAUAUAGGAGGUACAUGGAUUUAUAAGGAGCAAGUUGGCCUCGAUGAUAAUGGCUUACCGAUACAUUCCAGCAUGUAUCAGAAUCUAAGAACGAAUUUACCAGCAAAAAUUAUGAAUUUUCCGGAUUAUAUUACAAUGGAAGGGCAAGAACCUAGUUGCGUGAGCCAUCAAGAAGUUUUAAAUUAUCUAAAAGAUUAUGCUCAACAUUUUGAUGUGCAUCGAUAUAUUGAACUCAAUACAAAAGUCGAAAGUGUCCAAUUUGUAUCAUCUGAUCACUCCAAUCAAGAUAAAUGGUCCGUGCAAGUGAGAAAAUUAAAAACUGAAGAAAUGGAAUUACGUUAUUUUGACGCAAUUAUGGUUUGCAAUGGACAUUAUUUCGAUCCUUAUGUACCAACCAUAACUGGUAUCGAAAGUUUUCCGGGCCUAAUAUUGCAUAGCCAUGCAUACAGAAAACCAGACGAAUUUUCCGGCAAAACUGUAUUAGUGUUGGGUGCAGGUUCAUCUGGCAUCGAUAUAGGGAUCGAUUUAUCUAAUCAAGCGACUCGCGUGUAUUUAAGUCACAAUCAUGAUAGAUUAACAAGUUCUUUACCAUCAAAUAUGAUACAAGUUGCGGGCAUUGAGAGCAUACACGAGACUACAUUCCGUUUGAAGGAUGGAACUACUGUCGAUGCUAUUGACGUUUUUCUUCUUUGUACUGGUUACACGUUCAAUUUUCCCUUCUUAGACAAAAACUGUGGUAUAAAAGUUGACAGUAAUUACGUAACUCCGCUUUACAAACAUUUUAUCAAUAUUGAGCAUCCUUCAAUGUGU